This is a messenger RNA of Talaromyces rugulosus, 651 nucleotides long. RefSeq lists its product as uncharacterized. The coding region runs from base 1 to 651 and encodes 216 amino acids. The record is from RefSeq and is a predicted model, not a curated record. The transcript has a single exon. Lineage: Eukaryota; Fungi; Ascomycota; Eurotiomycetes; Eurotiales; Trichocomaceae.
AUGCGUAUCCUUCUCAUCGGUGGAAACGGACUUACUGGUCGUUUCGUCAUCGAUGAAGCAUUGCAGCGUGGCCACAAGAUUACAGCUUUGGUUCGGAAUUCCACUUCCCUUACAGCCAAGGAUGGCCUGAAGAUCGUAAAGGGUACACCACUGGAACCUUCGAACAUUGAAAGCGCUUUCAACGCAGUCCCAGGCGACCUCCCAACUGCCGUGAUCGUCACACUUGGAUCCCCGAAAGAAAAGGGGACUCGAAUUAUGGCUGACUCGCACGAAAACCUCAUCGAGGCGAUGAAGAGGCACGAUGUUUCCAAAAUAGCGACAUUGGCUUCCUUUGGAGUUGGGUCUUCUUUCCCGAACAUCACUGUGCUCAUGAGAUGGGCAAUUUCCAACACCAGUCUUGGGCAUUCAUUCGCUGAUCAUAAUAAUGUCGAUAAGAUACUCAAGAAGAGCGGGUUGGAUUUUGUGUUGUUGAGGCCAGCGAGAUUGACUAUGGGCAAAAAGGCGCCCGUCCAGUUCCUUCGCGACGAUGGGAAAGGACUCGGUGUUUUCGCGGGUUUGGGGGGUAUCUCGAGGGCCAGCGUGGCGGCGUGUCUAGUGGAUGCUGUUGAGAGGGACACUUGGGAUGGAAGGACUCCUGUGAUAACGAACUGA